Messenger RNA from Aureobasidium melanogenum CBS 110374, 486 nucleotides. RefSeq lists its product as uncharacterized. Bases 1 to 486 code for a protein of 161 amino acids. The transcript has a single exon. The record is from RefSeq and is a predicted model, not a curated record. Lineage: Eukaryota; Fungi; Ascomycota; Dothideomycetes; Dothideales; Saccotheciaceae.
AUGGCCAGCCGUCAAUUCGUCGACCCGAUUCAACUUCUCAGAAUCACACCUCUGAUUGCAGCGACUUUGACUCUCGACCAUGCCUUUGACAGCAACCUCUUCUUGUCGGCCCUCAACCAGCCCGAAACACGCUCGAAAAGCAACGCCGCUCUCUCCACAUAUUUCCCCGUCGUCUCUCACGCUGGCUUCUACCGCCGUCUGACUUCUGUCUCGUUGACUGUUAUUGCCUCUGUCGCCAACCUUUACUCCCGUGGAAGCCCAGCACGAACAUGGUACCGUGCUGGAGCGAUUCUCGCAGUCACACACUUCAUCUUCAUGCCUUUCAUGGUCGCAUCCAAGGAAGCCAUUCGUACAAACCACCCUGCAAGAGACGCAAAUAUCGCACUGGACGAGUGGCUAUGGUUCAACAGACUGAGAGGCAUGACUGUUGAUCUGGCUGCUUUCGUGACGCUGGGUGUUGCUGUUGUCAAAAGUUUGGGUAACUGA